GAGAGAGACAGAGAGAACCAAAGUCUAGUUUCCUACUGAACUUCCACACAUACACAAGACAGAUCUAAAUCUUAAAAAUGCAAAAAAAAUCAUUCUCCAAUGACAAGUGAGAGAACCACCACAACAAAGCGUCACCACCACCCAGAAGCAAUGCAGCAGCAGCAGCAGCAUCCACCCCAACUCCCCACCUCCUCCACCACCACAACCACCACCACAACAACACUCUCCUUCCUCCUCCUACUCUCUCUCCUCUCCCUCCUUUCUCUCUCCCCCUCCUCCCCCUCCCCUCCUCCCACUCUGCACCCCCACCUCUUCCCUACCCACCGCCUCCUCCUCCCCGCCCCCUCCUCUCUCUCCUCUCUCUCUCCUCCCCCCUCUCCCCCCUCCGUCGCCUACCUCAUCUCCGGAUCCGCCAACGAUUCCGUCCGGAUCCUCCGCCUCCUGCUCGCCGUAUACCACCCCAAGAACCAGUACCUCCUCCACCUCGAUCGCUCCGCUGCCCAAACUGACCGCGACUUCCUCGGCCUUAUUGUGCACUCAAUGCCCGUUUUCAAGGCUGCCCAGAACGUAAACGUGAUCGGGAAGCCCGAUUUCGCGUACCAGAAAGGGUCGUCCCCUCUCUCCUCCGUGCUCCACGGCGCGUCGAUUCUGCUCCGGGUUGACCCGAAUUGGGAUUGGUUUAUCAAUCUCUCUGCUGCUGAUUACCCGCUAGUUUCACAAGAUGAUCUUCUUCACAUCUUGUCAUACCUGCCGAGAGAUCUUAAUUUUGUGAACCACACAAGUUACAUUGGGUGGAGAGAAUCUCGGAAGUUGAAACCCAUAAUUGUGGAUCCGGGGCUGUAUCUUAAGGAGAAAAAUGCGAUGUUUUAUGCUACUCAAAAGCGUGAAUUGCCAGAUGCUUUCCAGUUGUUUAUGGGUUCACCGUCUGCCGUUUUGAGUCGCAAGGUUCUGGAGUUCAGCAUAGUGGGUACAGAGAAUCUACCUAGGACACUACUAAUGUACUUAGCAAACACACCUUCGUCCGCUUCUGUUUACUUCCCAACUCUUCUAUGCAAUUCUCAUGAGUUCAACAAAAGAAUCAUAAACCAUGGUUUGCAGUAUGCUUCUUUCGAUGAAAAAAAGGAGCCCCGCCAUCUCAAAUCUGAGGAUUUUGACAUUCUUAUUGGAAGCGGAGCUGCCUUUGGCUCACCAUUUCUCCCUGAUGAUCCAGUUCUCGACCGCAUUGACCAGGAAAUCUUGAGCCGGAGUUCUGGGAAACCAGUGCCAGGUGGCUGGUGUUUAGGCGAGUUGAAUAACACUUGUGAUGUUUGGGGAGAUGCCAAUGUUUUGAGGCCUGGUCUAGGAGCAAGAAGACUUGAAAACUUUUUUGUUGAAUUGCUCUCAAAUGGGACAUUUCGGUCACAUCAGUGCAUAGUGGAAUGAUCAGCCCAUCUGAUGCAAGAGAUAUGGGACCUUAGAGGGAAGCAGCCCUGCAAGCAGUGGAGGAGGGAAGAACAGAAAGAAUGGUAUACUUGAGGCUGUUCUUUUAACCAUUUGGAAAAUUUUGGCCAACUCUUUCGCAUAUUUUGUAUGCUUAGUUAUUGUUUUCGUGUUAACACGAGAAUCCAUCCGGGUUACAUUGGACCCCACAUGACACAGUGAACCGGUGGUGUUCGCAUCAAGUUAGACAGUGCUUUGCCAGCAAGACGACUACCAGAUCUCUCUGAGCUUAUGCUUGAUUCCAGUGGUAACCGUUUGGAAGACAGGGCUUUACUAGAUGAUGAGUACAAUACCUCUCUGAGUUUAUUGUCGAUACCGGUGGCAACCUUAAACCGUAGGACUGCCCUAGAAGCUUUUGCUUUUGUUUUUUUGUUUUUGACAACUCAGGUGUCCGGGCCAAUUUAUGGUUGAUAUCGCAAGCAGGUUUUGCUUAUUCAAUUUAGAAAUUGUUAUUUCUGAGGGAAAGGUGCUCAAAUUUUUCUUUUUUUCUUUGUCUUCUCUGCAGAAGAUAGAAUGCUUUGUUGAUUAUAUUGAUAUGUAAGAAGACCCACUGAUGUGCAUUGCAUCUUC
Molecule: messenger RNA, 2049 nt
Organism: Rhododendron vialii
Lineage: Eukaryota; Viridiplantae; Streptophyta; Magnoliopsida; Ericales; Ericaceae
Product: beta-glucuronosyltransferase GlcAT14B
Exons: 4
Coding region: 100-1422 (440 amino acids)
Cellular component (GO): membrane
Molecular function (GO): glucuronosyltransferase activity
Source: RefSeq, a predicted model, not a curated record